This is a messenger RNA of Astrephomene gubernaculifera, 2916 nucleotides long. The record is from the annotation of a GenBank genome assembly. Lineage: Eukaryota; Viridiplantae; Chlorophyta; Chlorophyceae; Chlamydomonadales; Astrephomenaceae.
UGUAAUGUUUCUCGAAUUAUACGCAGAACUGCAAGCCAAAUAUUUUGCUGGAAUGCCACCAGGAAUGGACCGCACAAAGUUGCGCACUGUCAUUGCCACAUCGCAAUCUAUGCAGAUAAACGCUUUACCGAAGCCAUUCAGAAACAGUCGCCUCCAGGCAGGGGCCAGCGCCGGCCGACCGUCGCUCCCAUGCCGACCUCAUCAUCCCUGCAAGCGCUACAAAACAGAGCCAACGGCAAGAAAACCACCCUGCUGCCCAUGUAUUCCCGAUAACAAGGCCCCGAUUACUCAGGACUCGGACGCGUCUCCUCCAUCCGCCUCCUCCUCCUCCUCCUCCGCAAGCGAUGAUGCAGCAUACCAGGCGUUGGUUCUGGAGCUAUCGGCCCUCUCCCCUCAGCAGAUCCGGGAAGCCGCCAACAGCCGUCCCGAGCAGCUGCUGGACUCCCGCUUCCUGUUUUGGCUCCGAGACCAGGAGCGCAGGGCUGCCCUGGGCGGAGCCGCGCUUGGACCCGUGGGUCGCCUGCCGGCUGCCGAGCGACGGGAGGUUUUGGAGCGACUGGGCCGGGAGCUGACAAUGAUGCGGGAGUGGAAGGAGGAGACUGUCAACCGCACGUUGCUGCCCCCGCUGGCCGCCUCCCUCGCCUACAGCAACCUGCGCAGGUGGCGGGAGGAGACGGGGAAGGAGGCCCCACAGGUGGUGGGCGGAGUGGAUCUAGAGCAGCUCUAUAGGCUGGGGGAGCAGGAGGAGGCCAAGCUACGUGAGUCGCUGGAGCGAGGGGGCGGCGGGGGCGGUACGGGGCCGCGAAGGGGGGUGAGCCGCAGCGGCAUCGAGGAAUUCGCGCAGCACAACCGAGCCUACGCGGACCUGGCGGCGGGCGUCAUGGCCCGGGUGCGCUCGCGACUGUUGGGCUUCCGAGACGACGGCGACUUCGACGCUGACGGCGGCGCCGGCGGUGUCAGCAGUGGCGGCGGCGGCGGCGGUUUCGGUGCCGCGGGUGCCGUACUGGGAGCAAUGCUGCGGCAGAUGGGCAGUGCGGAGGAGCGAGCCACGUUCCUACCUGAGGCCUUCACUCCGCCCGGGCUGCAGAUUAUGCCAGACGCGGAUGUUGGAAUUGCUAACAGCAGCGGCGGCGUUGCUGGCGGCGGAAAGCCCAUGUUCGUUGUGACGACACCCCAGGCGCUGACGGCGGCGGCGAGGGCACGCUUAGCGUCGCUAUCCGGUGUUAUCAGCACCAGCAACAAGAGCGCAGAGGAGGGGGGUGCUGCACAUGCAACAAGUCCCCCAACACCGGGGCCAACCGUCGGCGCUGCCAACGGUACCGCAACAGAAGCGGCAGCACCAGCAGCAGCAACGACGACGACGGCGGCGGCAGGGACAUCAGGGGCGAAUGCUUCCUUGAGCAAGUCCACACCUCCAUCCUCCUCAACAGCAGCGGCGCCUUCAUCCUCCUCAACAGCAGCGGCGCCUUCAUCCUCCUCCUCCGCAACUGGAAUCCCCCAACAACAGCCCCACCCGCAACAGCAGCAGCAGCCCCGCCACCUGCUACCCAGCGGCGAGGAUGAGGUGGCAGCGCUGCAGGAGUUGAUCGAGCUGGUGCAGGAGUACGACAGCCGGGUGUUCUCCCGGAAGACCCCCCUGGAGCGGCUGGGGCAUAACCCGGGGCCCUGGUAGCCCCCUGGACGGGAGUACGGGUGCAGAUCAUUAGGGUGUGAUAGAUGGGUGGGGCGAACGCAGGGUGCUGUGGGCAGAGUUUUACGCAUGCGGCUUGGAAACGGAGGUGCGAGCGGUAUCCGUGUGGUUGCCAUGUAGGAUUGCAGGAACGGGGCUAGGAAAGGGGCUGUUCUGGGGUGAUGUUGUUUUGAAGCCAUGUAACAGAGAUGUGGCCGCAUUUCCGCAGCCGUCACAAGGUGGCGAUGGGGGCACCUGGCUGGCGUUACUGCCCCUGAUGCAGGCGUGCUAGCAAACCGGUAGCAGCCAAGAGCGUCCUCCAUGAUACACCCAGCACACGCAGCUACCCCAACGUCACACGCCCACAUGCCCAUCCUCAAUCCCCAUGUACGGCAAGUUGUCCAUCCACGCCGGUCCAACUGAUCUACCUGCAGUGAAGACCGCCCACCGACCGCGGAGGUACUGUGCAUGUGCCCGGAUCACACACCCAGUCAAGUGCACCCUGGUUGUGAACCCACCUGGUGCCACCUGCCAGCAGAUACCGAUACCGCAUACGGUGGCAGCAUGGAACCCUAGUCGACAUGCAGCUAUAAAGGCGUCCUCUACAUGAGGUGAUGUCUACCCCAGCCGUACAAACAGCCUCUUCGAGCAGCCAUCUGUCCACCCCUCGAACCUACCAGCACGCUUCCGCGCUUGCAGCGCAGAAGCCCGCCGUACCCCGUGCCCCCUCCAAAACGCAGCCCCUGGGGCCUCCACUGUCAUAACACGAACGCAAACCCCAGCGCCACACUACUCUUCGCCCUAGCUACCGAAACCACCUCCUCAGCUGCACAACUGUGACAACUGUAACGCACCAUGACAGCCUCGCAUGGGUGCAAUCCACCGAGCAAAGCAACACCAUGUUCCCAACCACCCGCUAUCCUCAAACCUAGGUCUCCACUUUUACAUGGAGCAGCAUGGAGGCUCAACUAGGCACCAACUCACUUCUUCCCCUGCGCUGCAGCCGCAGCCGCCCCCAGGCUGCCCGUUCCCGCCGGUCCCGAGUUAGCAACCGCCGCCCCCAGCACGCCGCCGCUUAGCGGUACGGCACCCCCAAUCUCCUUCUCGUACAUUUCCCGUUGGGGGAAAACGUUCCGUGAUUGGAGCCGAACUGGUGACAGAGGCAUUGCGAGCUCACUUACCCAACUUGCCAUUUAACUUAUCAGAGUUACGGAGCAACCUCCUCUUGCCAUUUUUGAACUCCCUCC